CCUCGUGAGCCCCGCCUCCUCCCCCUGGCGCUACUGUUGGACGUCGGCUGCGGCGAGCGCGCGCUGGGUGGCCUUUCGGCAGGUAUAUAAAGGGUCUCUGGGCCGGCGCCCCUAACGGAUUAUGUCAGUGUCCCCCGUGAAGCGGCCGAAGAUGGAGUCGACGCUAGAGCAGCUCAAGCAGCACACCACGGUGGUGGCGGACACCGGCGACUUCCAUGCAAUUGAUCAGUACAAGCCUCUGGAUGCCACUACAAACCCAUCCUUGAUACUAGCUGCUGCUCAAAUGUCAGCUUACCAGGAAUUAGUAGAGGAUGCUAUUGAAUAUGGAAAAAAACUUGGUGGGUCAGAAGAUGAACAGGUCCAAAAUGCAAGUGACAAACUUUUUGUGUUGUUUGGGGCAGAAAUACUGAAGAGGAUACCAGGUCGUGUGUCCACAGAAGUAGAUGCAAGGUUGUCCUUUGAUAAGGAAGGAAUGAUUAACAGAGCUAAGCGCCUUAUUGACCUUUAUAAGGAAGCAGGAAUUGGUAAAGAUCGCAUUCUCAUAAAACUGUCAUCAACGUGGGAGGGGAUUCAGGCAGGCAAGGUUCUGGAAGAGGAGUAUGGGAUCCAUUGCAACAUGACCUUACUCUUCUCCUUUGCUCAGGCAGUGGCCUGUGCUGAAGCUGGGGUCACACUAAUUUCCCCAUUUGUAGGGCGUAUCCUGGAUUGGCAUGUUGCAAACACAGACAAGAAGACUUAUGAGCCCUCAGAGGACCCAGGGGUGAAGAGUGUCACUAAAAUCUAUAAUUACUACAAAAAGUUUGGCUACAAAACUAUUGUGAUGGGUGCUUCAUUCCGAAACACUGGUGAGAUUAAAGCACUGACAGGCUGUGACUAUCUUACCAUUUCACCUAAGCUUCUGGGAGAGCUCAGUAAAGAGAACACCAAGUUAACUCCCACACUCAGUGCUAAAGAUGCUCAGACAUCUAACCUUGAGAAGAUUCACAUGGAUGAGAAGACAUUCCGCUGGGAACAUAAUGAAGACCAAAUGGCUGUGGAGAAAUUAUCAGAUGGGAUCAGGAAAUUUGCUGCUGAUGCAGUUAAAUUGGAGAGAAUGUUGAAGGAACGAAUGUUCAGUACUAAAAAUGGAAAGUAGACAAACCAAAGUUCCUGCUGGAUUGUGGAGGCUGAAUGAGUGGGAUUAUUAAAAAUGGAUGUACAAAUACCUACAUGUAAAGUCUUACGCUAUGUAUGGAGAGUUUUCUGUAUUCCAUGCUUUUUUAUCAAUUUGCAAAGGGACAAGAGUUUCAAUUUGUAGCAAUUUUGGCAAUGUAUUAAAAUAGUUUCUGUGUAAAGAGUU
Messenger RNA from Trachemys scripta elegans, 1339 nucleotides. It is a transcript of the gene TALDO1, whose product is annotated as transaldolase 1. Gene Ontology annotation, molecular function: transaldolase activity. Bases 122 to 1135 code for a protein of 337 amino acids. Gene Ontology annotation, biological process: pentose-phosphate shunt; pentose-phosphate shunt, non-oxidative branch; carbohydrate metabolic process. The record is from RefSeq and is a predicted model, not a curated record. NCBI's taxonomy places the organism in Eukaryota, Metazoa, Chordata, Testudines, Emydidae. Gene Ontology annotation, cellular component: cytoplasm; intracellular anatomical structure. The transcript has 8 exons.